AUGAGCGUUCUCCCCACAUUUGAUUUCAGUGACACCAUCUACAGCACCGUCUGUAGGGGUACUCUUGCCAAACUGGACACACUCUAUCACUCAGCUAGUCGCUUUGCCACUAAUGCCCCCUUCAACACUCACCACUGCAGUCUUUACUCUCUGUUCCUCAUCAGGGUCUUCACUGAGGUCCACAUCACAGAGGGACAGAGUGAAGAGGUUAAUACCCAACAUGAGGUGAGGCAGCUUGAAACAGCUUCCAAGAUGAAGACCCUCCAUGACGCUCCAAUCAAGUGUCAGGACAUCUUUAAAGUCUUACCUGACCAACAGGAAACAGUCAGAGUGGUUCUGAUGAACGGCGUCGCUGGCGUUGGAAAAACCUUCUCAGUGCUGAAGUUCACUCUGGACUGGGCACAGCGCUCCAACAACCAAGAUAUCAGUCUGCUGAUUCUGUUCUCGUUCAGGUCGCUGAACUUGAUCAAAGAUAAGCAGUACAGUCUGCUCAUGCUGAUCCAUGUUUUCUAUCCAACAUUACAGAAGCUCACAGCAGAGAAGCUCGCUGGCUGUAAAGUUUUGUUCAUCUUUGACGGCCUGGAUGAAAGCAGACUUUCACUGGAUUUCAACAACAGUGAGGUCGUGUCUGAUGUCACACAGAAGUCAUCAGUCAGUGUGCUGUUGACAAACCUCAUCAAGGGGAAGCUGCUUCCCUUGGCUCUCGUCUGGAUCACUACCCGACCUGCAGCAGCCAAUCAGAUCCCUUCUUCAUGUGUGGACAGGGUAACAGAAGUACGAGGCUUCACUGACCCCCAGAAGGAGGAGUACUUCAGGAGGAGAUUCAGUGAUGAAGAGCAGUCCAGCACAAUCAUCUCACACAUCAAGACAUCCAGGAGCCUCCACAUCAUGUGUCACAUCCCAGUCUUCUGCUGGAUCACUGCUACAGUUCUGGACCACCUGUUGACUACAGACCAGAGAGGAGAGCUGCCCAAGACCCUGACUGACAUGUACUCACACUUCCUGCUGGUUCAGACAAAGAGGAAGAAGAACAAGUAUGAUGAGGGACAUGAGACGAGUCCACAGGAGCUGACGGAGGCUGACAGGAACCUUCUUCUGAAGCUGGGGAGGCUGGCGUUUGAACAACUGGAGAAAGGAAACAUCAUGUUCUACCAAGAAGACCUGGAGCAGUGUGGUCUUGAUGUCACAGAGGCCUCGGUGUUAUCAGGAGUUUGUACAGAGAUCUUCAAAACAGAGAGUGUGAUCUUCCAGAAACCAGUCUACAGCUUUGUUCAUCUGAGCGUUCAGGAGUUUCUGGCUGCAGUCUAUAUGUACCACUGUUACACCAGCAGGAAGACAAAGGUACUGAAAAGCUUCCUGGGAGAAGACUACAGUUACUCAUCUCUGGAUGACUUCCUGGAGAAAGCCAUGGAGAAAUCUCUCAGGAGCAAAAAUGGCCACCUGGACCUGUUUGUCCGCUUCCUUCAUGGCCUCUCUCUGGAGUCCAACCAGAGUCUCUUAGGAGGCCUGCUGGGUCAGACAGACAACAGUCCAGAAACCACCCAGAGAGUCAUCAGCAACCUGAAGAAGAUGAACAGUGAUGAUAUCUCUCCUGACAGAAGCAUCAACAUCUUCCACUGUCUGAUGGAGAUGAACGACCGCUCAAUACAUCAGGAGAUCCAAGAGUUCCUGAAGUCAGAGAACAGAUCAGAGAAGGAACUCUCUGUGUUUCAGUGCUCAGCUCUGGCCUACAUGCUGCAGAUGUCAGAGGAGGUUCUGGAUGAGUUGGACCUGCAGAAGUACAACACAUCAUAUGAGGGACGACGGAGACUGAUCCCAGCUGUGAGGAACUGCAGAAAGGCUCGACUUACUACCUUUUGGCUCUCAGACACUGAAUGUGAAGUUGUGACCUCAGCUGUGAAGUCCAACCCUCAUCUGACAGAGCUGCACCUGAGACUCCUCAGCCUGAUCACUGAUUCUGAAGGUUCAGAUGUCACACUGACUGGAAACCGGAAGAAGAGAGUUUGUGUGGAGGAAGAGCAGAAAUCAGAGUCUCCAGUACCCACCUGUGUGUCUGAACAUCAUCCUCCAGACGUCACUCAUGAAGCUGGAUCCUCAGACUUAAAGGUGGAGGACAGACAGGACAGCGCUACACCUGCCACACAUAAAGGACGACUCAGAGUGAAAACAACACAGGAAGCUUUGUUGGUACGUUGUGUUGUUAAGGUUCAGGACUUCACACCCAAAGUGCUGACUGAGUCUGCAAACAUUUCAUACAGGUUCAGCUGUCCUGGUCCAGGUGUGUUCAGGUGUACUUUGACUGGACUGGUGUUUGGUACGGUUCAGGAGGCGGAGCUACAGUACAGGACUGUCCAAUGGGAUGAAAGACUUCUACAACCAGCUGGCAAGGCGGCUGCAGGUCCGCUGUUCAACAUCCACAGUCCUGACGGUGCUGUCAGUCAGCUCCACCUGCCACACUGUGAAAUCAUGGAUGGUCUGCUGUCUGUCGUCCACAUCACUGAUGAUGGAAUGAGCAUCCUGGAGCCGCUAGAGAUUACAGACACUCAUGUGGUUGUGAACGUCCCUCACUUCUCUCUCCUGGGCCUCGUCCAGGAUGUUGUUAGGAGGUUACUGAACAUCGCAAUUAGGGGCCAGGUUCUGCUGUUCCUCCGACCUCCGCGUGGUGAUAAUCGAAUACUUGAUGUAUUUCUGCUGCAGAGCAACAUUCCUCUGAGCGAGGUUGCCGCCCAACGAGGAGCAGCUAAGAACAUUGAGAUCUCGUCUGACUGUGAUCUCAGCAUUGGUCAAAUCUACAGCGUUCACUGUGAACCUGAAGCCUACAGAAUCCAGCCUAAGGAUUCAAAAUUUUACCCACACUACGGACCAAACUUCUUCCCAACAUUUGAGGUUUUCCUUACUGCAAACCAAGAGGAAGUGACUCUGAUGGUCCAAAACCAAGAGAGGACACAGGUGUGGAAUCGGGUGGUGGAACUGACAGGUCCAACAAGUGGAAAUGUGUUCGUGCCAGCAGAGGAGAGGCUGAGGAAGGUUCGGGAACAGUUUGUUAGCAGAGUGUCUGAACCUAAUCUAGACCAGCUUCUGGAUAAACUUCUUGGGUUUGGUGUUAUAAAUGAUGGUGAAAUGGAGUCGGCCAGAACAGGAACGCGAGUGGACAAAGCUCGUAAAGUGAUCGACAUGGUGCGAAGAAAAGGAAGUGAAGCCAGCUCAGAUUUUAUUGUUGCCCUCUGUGAGGUGGAUCCAAACCUUUCCACACAGCUCAACUUAAGCUGA
Molecule: messenger RNA, 3270 nt
Organism: Scomber japonicus (chub mackerel)
Lineage: Eukaryota; Metazoa; Chordata; Actinopteri; Scombriformes; Scombridae
Product: protein NLRC3-like
Exons: 14
Coding region: 1-3270 (1089 amino acids)
Biological process (GO): regulation of apoptotic process
Source: RefSeq, a predicted model, not a curated record